This is a messenger RNA of Haplochromis burtoni (Burton's mouthbrooder), 2981 nucleotides long. Its product is annotated as lysophosphatidic acid receptor 6-like. The transcript has a single exon. NCBI's taxonomy places the organism in Eukaryota, Metazoa, Chordata, Actinopteri, Cichliformes, Cichlidae. Gene Ontology annotation, molecular function: G protein-coupled receptor activity. Gene Ontology annotation, cellular component: membrane. The record is from RefSeq and is a predicted model, not a curated record. The coding region runs from base 1464 to 2456 and encodes 330 amino acids. Gene Ontology annotation, biological process: behavioral response to pain; G protein-coupled receptor signaling pathway.
UGCUUACAGCCCCUUGUUUCAGUGAAUUAUUGCUUUUACUUUAUGAGCUACAGUUUAUGAUUAACUCUAGUCACUCACAUAAGUUCAUAACAAGGUGUUGUAAACAAGGUGUUGUAAACAAGGUAUUGUAAAACGCUUUGAGUGUCUAGAAAAGCGCUAUAUAAAUGCAAUCCUACCAGAACGCCUACAAAAAACCCGAAAGUUAAUCUGACAAUUUUCAGGUCAAUGAAAAAAAAUUUAAAUUGACAUCUGACAACCUGUAGGCUAAACUAGAGAUUAGAACUCUUGUAUCCCUCUAAAAAAGGUCAUUAAAAGUAAUCAGUCAGCUAUAAAUUAGAGGAACAGGGCGAGAGAGAGAGGGCGAGAGAGAGAGAGAGAGAGACCUGUUGGUGUCUAGGUGUGAACUGCUUCAGUCAGCGGCAGAUUCCCAACUGCAGCAUCCUGACAAGCUAGCCACAGUUAAACACCAGCUGACUGGAAAAAUACCUUUAAUCACACUGACAAUGCUCCCAUCCUGCUACUGGUGAGUGACUAAAUUCUACCUUUAAAUAUUCUCUUUGGUUGUGGCAACUGUAAAAUUAAGUAUAAUCUUUUUCUCUAAAUUAAGCAUAUUAAUUGCUCAAACUUUUGCAGAAAAAUUUGUAAUAUCCAUACAGAUUUAAAGAUGGGGUCCUCUAUUUUAAAUCUGACAGGUCAUCGAAUUAAAAACAUCUGUCUUAAUAAUAACGCUAUGAGAAAGAGAAUUUGUCACCUAUUUUAAUUUUGAAAAGUUAUUUCCAAAUUUGAAUUAAAGUUAGUUUUUAGAUAUUAGAAAUAUAUAUAUUUUUUUAUUCUUCUAUUGAUGCUCAUUUUGUGACUGAAUCGGUUCUUUAAUGACCUACAUUAUAGAUGAGCUGGCAAGAAAAAAAAAGAUAAACUUUAAUCAUGAUCACACACAACAAACAAUUGUAAAAAGCUAUAAUCAGACUCUGCCUUUACAACCGGAAAAAUGCUCACCUGAUUGCCUAUGCAGUGCAAACUUAGUUCAAUUAUAAAAUCUCAAUUAAAAAAAAAAAAAGAUUGAUUUUAUGGGCUCUGGUAAAUGUGUAUUUAAUCUGUCAAUGUAAUGAAAUACAUCAGUUAAGCGCUUUUUCGGUUGGCUUUAUGCAUGUAAUGACACCAAAUGUUUGCUUUGUUUCUUUACAAGCAGGAAGCUGCUGGUAAAAAUUUAUUGGCAAAAUCAAUUUGUUUUCUAUAUAACAUAGAGCGGAAUAUAUACGGAUGUGUAUUCGUGUCAUCUCAGCAAAUUUGCAUUUCAAUUUUUAAAAAAAAUUGUUUUGUUUGAUUAAGUUUUAACUUACUACACGUUUAACUGCUCCAGCAGAUCUUUCGUCACAUAUGCCCUCUUCAACCGAUCUAACCCUCCUCCAGAUAUAAGACCAUAACAAUUUGACGUGCUGGAAGUGGUCAAAUCAUUUUGAGACAUGGAGCAGUGGAAUAUGACUGAUUUGACAGCCAAGCCGGUCUCACUUUUGUCUAACUGUACUGUCGAUAUAAGCUACCGCUUCACCUUCUACAAAGUAUCCUACAGUGUCAUCUUCCUGCUGGGGGUGGCCACCAACAGCCUGGUUCUGCGCAGACUGUGUCUGUCUCCCUGUACCAUGAACAGCACAGCCAUUUACAUGGCCAGUCUAUCGACGACUGACUUGUUCUUUGUCAUCUCUCUACCUCUGAGAAUCUACUACUACCACCAAAAGGCUCAAGCCUUGUCCUCCAAGACAGAGGACAGCCCCAGUUGGACUCUUGGGCCAGCUUACUGCCAGAUCACAUUCACUCUCAAAUACAUCAGCCUGUAUGGGGGCAUCUUCUUCCUGGUGUGCAUUGCUGUGGACCGUUACUUUGCUGUAGUGCACCCCCUGGCAUCGACACUGCGCAGGUUGCGUGCCGCACGGGUGGUGAGCGGAGGGAUCUGGUGCCUGGUUCUGGGGCUCAGUGUGUGUCUGCCUGCGCUGCGGUUGGCGGCUUCUCACCAGAACAAGGCCUGUCUGCUGGAUCCGUCCUCACGACACCAUCGCACCCUUAUCCUGCUAUUCCUGGGCAUAGCCCUGGGGUCAUUUCUGCUGCCCACUCUUGUACUCCUCUACAGCUACUGCCGGGUGCUGAGUGUCCUUAGCAAGAUGAGACACCGCUGCCGCAGCAACCGCCACGGCCAUCUGCACACUCUAAGGGUUAUUUACUCAGUGCUGGGUGUGUUUCUCCUGUGCUUUCUCCCCUAUCACAUCAACCUGCUGGGAUAUACUCUCACACACAUGAAGCUGUUGCCACAUUGUGGCCUGGCUAAGGCGACCAAGGCUAUGCAUCCUGUGGUCCUUUCCUUAGCCAGUUUCAACUGCUGCCUCAACCCACUUAUCUACUAUUUCUCCAGCAGCCCGGUGCACAGGGAGGUGCCCAGUAGUGGAGGCAGUGGUAGCCGGUGACACAAGUACUGUAAGACCUCUUUAUUAACAAAAGCAUUAGAUUGCUUUACUGUACUUUUGUCAAUUUGCAAAAAGUAUCCUGUUACCUAUAUUUUUUUUUUCAUUAUAGUGAAACCAUAACCACCUUUGUGUAUGUUAAAAGUGUAAUCUGUUGUUGUUUUCAGUUUCCGUGUGUGUGUGCCCCACGUGUGGAGCAGUCAGAGUAAAGAAGCACUGUGAAAUCAUUUUAUUUUUGGCAAAGCAGCUUCGUAUGUUUGGGAAAUGCUGACAUGGAAUGAGAUCAGUAGUGAAAGCAGGAUUUAUGUAGAAUCUCCUUUCAUUAUUCUUAUUCUUAUUCUUAUUCUUAUUUUAUUUUUUUAAGUGACUCUUAAACAGUGACAACAAUCUGCUUCUUUUGGGCCAAUAAAUCCUAAAUGAUUGAUAUCCAAAGAGUCUCUAUGUCAUGUAUACAUCAAUCUCUGUGAAAUGCUGUGAUAUUAUUGGCAUCCUAGUCUAAUAGCAAUGAAAGAUCAAACUGACCGUCCU